AACGCACUCUUUCAGCUCGCGAUCCCCUUAUUUUGUUUCUCUCUCACUUUUUUUUCUUUUUUCUUUUACCCUGAGACGAAAAAGCUCCGCGGCUUCUCGCGUUCGUUAGCUCGCGUUGUGUUUUGUUUGCUGUGAUUUGAUUUCUGCUGUUCUCUUUUUGGGAAAAUGUCGACGGAGAAGGAGAGAGAGACCCAGGUUUACUUGGCCAAGCUCGCCGAACAGGCCGAGCGUUAUGAAGAAAUGGUCGAGUGUAUGAAAAGGGUAGCAAAACUUGAUCUUGAACUGACUGUAGAGGAGAGGAAUCUCCUAUCAGUGGGAUACAAAAAUGUCAUUGGUGCUCGCAGAGCUUCUUGGCGCAUUAUGUCAUCCAUUGAACAAAAGGAAGAGUCCAAGGGAAAUGAGCAAAAUGUUAAACUUAUUAAGGGUUACUGCCAGAAGGUCGAGGAGGAACUCUCCAAGAUAUGCAGUGACAUUCUUGCUAUCAUUGACAAGCACCUGAUUCCCUCUUCCACUUCAGGAGAAGCCACAGUUUUUUACUACAAAAUGAAAGGUGAUUAUUAUCGGUAUCUUGCUGAGUUCAAGACUGACCAGGAAAGGAAAGAGGCAGCUGAGGAGUCAUUGAAGGGAUAUGAGGCUGCUUCAUCAACUGCAAACACAGAUCUUCCAUCAACCCAUCCAAUCCGUCUUGGCCUUGCUCUCAAUUUCUCUGUAUUCUACUAUGAGAUAAUGAAUUCUCCUGAGAGGGCCUGCCAUUUGGCUAAACAAGCAUUCGACGAGGCAAUUGCAGAGCUGGACACCUUGAGUGAGGAGUCUUACAAGGACAGUACCCUGAUCAUGCAGUUGUUGAGAGACAACCUUACUCUCUGGACCUCUGAUUUGCCUGAAGAUGGAGGUGAAGACAACCUCAAAGGUGAAGAGUCCAAGCCUACUGAAGCCGAGCGUUGACUGGGGCACCUGAGUGAGCCCUGCCCCUGCUCGUAGCAGUUUGAGAUAUCAGACUACUUCGUGAGGGUGGUGGCUUCUUCAGCUUUUCUCACAACGGGUUUUGGGUCCAACAAGAUCGAUCAGUUCUCUGAUUCUUUUUUUUUUUUUUUUUUUUUUUUCUUAUUUCUUAAUUUAUUUUCAUUUUCCUUUUAUUUUCCCUUUGCUCAUUGUUAUUUCAUCCAAACGUGUUAUUUAAGCAAUGGUUUUUUUUUCUCUA
Molecule: messenger RNA, 1201 nt
Organism: Juglans microcarpa x Juglans regia
Lineage: Eukaryota; Viridiplantae; Streptophyta; Magnoliopsida; Fagales; Juglandaceae
Product: 14-3-3-like protein GF14 iota
Exons: 7
Coding region: 166-945 (259 amino acids)
Biological process (GO): signal transduction
Cellular component (GO): cytoplasm
Source: RefSeq, a predicted model, not a curated record